Molecule: messenger RNA, 681 nt
Organism: Symbiodinium sp. CCMP2592
Lineage: Eukaryota; Dinophyceae; Suessiales; Symbiodiniaceae
Source: the annotation of a GenBank genome assembly
GAAGUGCAUCGAGUCAACCAGCUGGUCGAUCGAUGCAAAAAUUCGGGCGAGCUUCGGCAGAUUCUCUAUGCCCUGGUGGACAUGCCCAUAGAGGCUUUUCAUAAGGUGGUGAACACCGAGCGGUUCUCGGAGCAGCUGGUUAUUUGGCUGACGAAAGCUGCUUCUUCAAGGUGCCACCUCUUGGUUUGUCUCUGCCGGCUUAAGUCUUUGUCAGGGCUCUUCGAGAAUGGCAGAAUCGUCACGGUGCUCAGCGAGAUCGCGGCUCAGGAUCCUCACUUUGAAACUGCUGUGCUGGCCCGGAGAGUGUUGUCCCAGUGGCUUCCGGGAUCGUUCGUGGAGACUCCUGCUGUGGAAGUAACACGUGGAUAUACCAGCAGUGGUCAGGGCAAGGGCGGCGAGACUCCGAAAGCUGGUGCUCAGGGCAAGGGCGGCGAGACUCCGAAAGCUGGUGCGGGCAAGGGCGGCGAGAUCGGCAAGGAUGUGGCGGCGAAGGCUCCGAAGGCUGGUGCCAAGGGCGAUGCCAGCGAUGUGGCGGCGAAGGCUCCGAAGGCUGGUGCCAAGGGCGGUAAGGCCAGUGGCGGGGAGAAGGGCGAUGAGCAGAAGGCCAGUGGAUCGGCCAGUGGAGGAGGCGGACAGAAGUCGCGAAGCCGCACGCCCAAUCCGAAGCGGGCCAAGCGGUGA